Molecule: messenger RNA, 1157 nt
Organism: Habropoda laboriosa
Lineage: Eukaryota; Metazoa; Arthropoda; Insecta; Hymenoptera; Apidae
Gene: wmd
Product: serine-threonine kinase receptor-associated protein
Exons: 5
Coding region: 165-1157 (330 amino acids)
Biological process (GO): spliceosomal snRNP assembly
Cellular component (GO): SMN complex
Molecular function (GO): RNA binding; protein binding
Source: RefSeq, a predicted model, not a curated record
GUGACGGUUCGGUGGAAGAUUUGCGGAUUGUGAAGAAGAAAUUUGCCAUUUACAAGGAGUGGUGAAGUAAAUUCGCAAGUAAAUCUUUUCCUCGUGCCCUACCGGGUGUAGGCGCAUCGAAGAAAGAGGAAAGUACCAUCGUUCGCGACUGUUAAUCAGACAUUAUGGCGAAUUUGAGACAAACUCCGCUGACGUGUAGUGGACACACUAGACCCGUAGUGCAUCUUGCAUUUUCCGAUAUCACUGAAUCUGGAUAUUAUCUGAUUUCGGCAUGCAAAGAUGGCAAACCUAUGUUACGACAAGGAGAUACUGGAGAUUGGAUUGGAACAUUUGAAGGACAUAAAGGAGCAGUGUGGGGUGUAGCAUUAAACCCUGAGGCUACAAGAGCAGCUUCAGGUGCUGCUGACUUUAAUGCUAAAGUCUGGGAUGCAAUUAAAGGAGGAGAAAUUCAUUCAUUUCAACAUAAACAUAUAGUCAAGUCUGUCAAUUUCAGCACUGAUUCUAAUUACUUAUGUACUGGUUCUAAUGAGAAACUUGUGCGCAUUUAUGAUCUUAACAAGCCAGAAGCAGCACCACAGGUUUUUCCAGGUCAUAAAAAUGGUAUUAGAUAUGUUACUUUCUUCAAUAAUAACACUGCAUUAAUUACCUGUGGUGAUGAUAAAACCCUGAGAGUCUGGGACAGGAAUAGUGGUCAAGAAAUAAAAAGGCUAGAUUUUCCAGCAAUUCCAAAUUCCAUGGAAGUGUCAAGGGAUGGGAAUAUCAUUACCACUACUCAUUCCAAUAUAGUUACUUUUUGGAACAGCAGAGAAUUAAAUAAAUUGCGCGAAUAUACGGCACCAACGCAAAUGAAUAGUGCUAGUUUGCAUCCAGAUUGUAGUAUUUUUGUAUGUGGUGGAGAAGACUUAAAAAUGUACAAGUUUGACUAUGCUACGGGUGCAGAAAUUGAAUCAUUCAAAGGACACUUUGGGCCUGUGCACUGUGUACGUUUUUCACCAGAUGGUGAACUAUAUGCUAGUGGUUCAGAAGAUGGUACCUUGAGAUUAUGGCAAACAACCGUUGGUAAAACUUACGGUCUUUGGCGAUGUAUAGAGCAACCACCUGCGAUGCAAGAAAGUGCUGCUGUGCUUAACAAUAAACAAGAAGUUCCUGCCAGUUAA